AUGGGCCAGACAAGCCCCUUCCCAAACUGCCGAUGCCCGCCGCGUCUGCCAGUGGACGGUGGAGGGGAAGGCACUCAAUGCGUGUCUCAGCUCUUGCGGUGUUCCACAACUGCCUCUAGCUCAUCUGGAGCACCGGAAGCUCAGCGACGGACUCCCACAGUCUUUGCCACCGAUGCAGGGAUGGAGGACGACUCUCUUCCAACCAUGCAGGUCUUCGUUGAGCAGAUGAAUAGUGGCGUUCGCCUCAUCCUGAGCUUGGAUGGAAUUGGCCUCGAUGUGGACGCCAAGCUGGACCAGCCCUGGGAGACUUUGACGCUGGUCUUCAACGGCGUAGAGAAGACCAUACGCCUUGGGGGCGUGCAGCAUGUCUCCGUGUACAAGAACUCUGGCCCCUACCGGAGGCUUGAGCAGCUGGAGGCAUCAAGCGACCCCUUCUGGGCAGUCCGUCUGGAACUGGAAGAUGACCGGUUCUGCGAGUUCAUCUUCCUCUCUCAAAGCGAUGCGAAGUAUUUCGGUCGCUGCCUGAACGUCCUCGUGGAAGCUGCACGCUUGGCCCGCCUGAAGGCUCGCGGAGAUCGGGCAGAUGUCGCCGCGGAGGAAGCCGAUGCUGCAGCGGGGGCGCUGACGACGCGCUCCGUCGCCCCGGGGCCUGGCCCGCACCCGGCGGCUGAACUGGCUCAGGAUCCGGAGGCCUUCGUGGCGGCCCUGACACGCGCUCUUGAGGAUGGCACUGGCUCGGUAACCGAGUCUCUGGAUGCAGAACUGCCUUCGGACAUUUCGCCAUAA
Symbiodinium sp. CCMP2592 is the source of this 786-nucleotide messenger RNA. The record is from the annotation of a GenBank genome assembly. NCBI's taxonomy places the organism in Eukaryota, Dinophyceae, Suessiales, Symbiodiniaceae.